AUGUUUGGUUCUCUAUUAAUAAAUACUUUAUUCCUCACAUUGUUUCCAAUGUUCGCUCAUUCUUUUGAUAAUGAUGCAAAGGACAACGUCGUUGUUUACUGGGGACAAAACUCACAGGGUUCCCAGGAAAGCUUAGCAUAUUACUGUCAAAACAGUAGUGCUGAUAUCUACCUGUUAUCCUUUUUGAAUGUUUAUCCAACUUUAGGUUUAAAUUUUGCUAAUGCUUGUUCUGACACUUUCUCUAAUGGUUUAUUACACUGUAGUCAAAUUGCUGAGGAUAUUAAAACUUGCCAAUCUCUAGGUAAGAAAGUUUUAUUAUCUCUAGGUGGUGCCGCCGGUAGUUAUGGAUUUUCUGAUGACACUGAAGCUGAAACUUUUGCUCAAACUUUAUGGGACACUUUUGGUGAAGGUUCUGCUAAUGAACGUCCAUUCGAUGACGCCAUUGUCGAUGGUUUUGAUUUCGAUAUUGAAAACAAUUCUUCCACUGGUUACGCUGCUCUAGUUAAUAAAUUAAGAACUUUAUUCAAAUCCAGCUCGAAAUCUUACUACAUUUCCGCUGCUCCUCAAUGUCCAUAUCCAGAUGCUUCCGUUGGUGAUUUAUUAGCCAAUGUUGACGUCGAUUUUGCCUUUAUCCAAUUCUAUAACAACUACUGUAACGUUGAAGCUACUUUUAACUGGGAUACUUGGGUCACUUACGCUGAAAGCGUCUCUCCAAACUCUAAUAUUAAGUUAUACCUAGGUUUACCAGCUUCUUCCACUGCUGCAAGCACUGGUUAUAUCUCUGACAUGGAUGUCUUAGCUUCUGUUAUUUCUUCCAUUUCUACCUCUCCAAACUUCGGUGGUAUCUCUCUAUGGGAUGCUUCUCAAGGUUUUGCCAACAAAAUUGAAGGUACCAACUAUAUCGAAGAAAUGAAAAUAUUAUUAAAUGCUAAUGCUUCAAACACAACUAGCACUUCUGUCGCUUCUAGCACUUCUACAACUGCUACUUCUACAACUGCUACUUCUACAACUGUUGCUUCAUCAUCUAUUGUUAAAGCAACUACCUCUUCUUCUGUUGCCAGCUCUACUAAAGUUACUGAAGUUUCCUCUUCUUCUCAAACUUCUCAAUUUACUUUAGCUUCUUCAUCAUCUUUUGUUACAAUUGCUACUUCUAGUUCACACGGUCACUCUGCUCAAUCUAGUGCAGCUCCAACCAUUAUUGAAACUAUCAUCACACAAUCUGAAAGUCGUAUUACUACAACUCUAUACCCUGCAUCCAGUUCUAUUGCUGUUCUGUCUUCUGCUGAACAAAACAACGUUGUUCCAAGUACUGCACCAGUUAUUGGAUCAACCACUUCAACUGCCGCUACUACCACUCAACAACUUUCUUCUACUUCUACUUCAGCCGCUGCCACCAGCACCGUUGCGGCUACUACAGAUGUUCAUGUUCAAGCACAAGCUUUAAAUGCACAAUAUGCCGCUGGGCAAUUAAACGGUUCUGCUAACCCAGUUGAAGGUGACAGAGCUUGUUCUGCUGACGGUAAAUAUGCUGUUUUCGAUCAUAACGACUGGGUUUACUUUGAAUGUGCUGCAGGUACUUCUUGUUAUGCUUAUGAUUGGAACAAUGAAGUAUUUACUGGUUGCAACUUCUCUCAAUCUAAAGCUGAUUACCAAUAA
Tetrapisispora phaffii CBS 4417 is the source of this 1656-nucleotide messenger RNA. RefSeq lists its product as uncharacterized. The record is from RefSeq and is a predicted model, not a curated record. Gene Ontology annotation, molecular function: chitinase activity. Gene Ontology annotation, biological process: carbohydrate metabolic process. Gene Ontology annotation, cellular component: extracellular region. The transcript has a single exon. NCBI's taxonomy places the organism in Eukaryota, Fungi, Ascomycota, Saccharomycetes, Saccharomycetales, Saccharomycetaceae. Bases 1 to 1656 code for a protein of 551 amino acids.